This is a messenger RNA of Rhododendron vialii, 801 nucleotides long. RefSeq lists its product as uncharacterized. NCBI's taxonomy places the organism in Eukaryota, Viridiplantae, Streptophyta, Magnoliopsida, Ericales, Ericaceae. The record is from RefSeq and is a predicted model, not a curated record. Bases 1 to 801 code for a protein of 266 amino acids. The transcript has a single exon. Gene Ontology annotation, molecular function: nucleic acid binding; RNA-DNA hybrid ribonuclease activity.
AUGGAUCCUCUCAAGUACUUGUUUGAGAAACCAGCUCUCACCGGGAGGAUGGCACGAUGGUUACUAAUGCUAGCAGAAUUCGAAUUAAGGUAUGUCACUAGGAAAUCCGUAAAAGGAAGAGUUGUUGUUGAAUUCCUGGUCGACUGCCCAAUCGAAGGAGGCGAAGAUGCCGAGUCUCAGUUUCCUGAUGAAGACAUAAUGACUCUAGCUGAGGAUGUUUGUAAGUUAUACUUCGAUGGCGCUGCAAAUCAGAAAGGGUUUGGAAUUGACGUGUUGUUAAUAGCACCCGACGGGUCUCACAUCCCGCUCGCCUUCAAGCUAAAUUUUGAGGUCACCAACAAUCAAGCGGAAUAUGAGGCUUGCAUUGUAGGUAUGGAAGCAGCAAUCGAAAUUGGUAUAGAGAAAUUGGAAGUGAUGGGAGAUUCCAACCUGGUAAUUUCACAAGCCAAUGGUGAUUGGAAAGUCAAAGAAGAAAAGCUAAAGCCAUACCAUCAAGAUCUUGAGGAUCUCAUCCCCCAUUUCAACAAGGUAACUUUAACUCAUGUGCCGAGACUCAAGAAUCAGUUUGCAGAUGCCUUGGCAACUUUGGCAUCCAUGGUUGAAAUCCCUCUCGGUGUGAAGUUGAGGCCGAUUGUGAUAGAACAAAGGGACACACAGGUAUACCAGCAUGUCAUGGUUGUUGACGAGCCUGAAGACGGUCACCCCUGGUAUUAUGACAUUCAGAGAUUUGUGGAAAGAGGAGAAUACUCCACUGAAGCAAGCAAGAAAAGCAAGAUCGCCCUCCAGAGGAUGGCAGCUUAA